Messenger RNA from Hippoglossus stenolepis (Pacific halibut), 2963 nucleotides. RefSeq names its product golgin, rab6-interacting (gene gorab). The transcript has 5 exons. Gene Ontology annotation, biological process: non-motile cilium assembly. Bases 180 to 1322 code for a protein of 380 amino acids. The record is from RefSeq and is a predicted model, not a curated record. NCBI's taxonomy places the organism in Eukaryota, Metazoa, Chordata, Actinopteri, Pleuronectiformes, Pleuronectidae.
UCGGGGUCCUUGACGUGGCAGGGAUAAACAAAGAUGGCGGCGGAGCUCCGAGCUUCCUGGAGCUUGUUUGGAUAAUUAAGGCUUUAAAAUGAAGGUGAUCUCCGGGGAGUAGUCGGGACCGGCCCGUGUGGAGGAUCCCCGCCGCCUGGCUCGGGCUGUUCUCGGUGUGAAGGAGUGAAAUGAGCGGCUGGGCCGGUUUUUCCGAAGCGGAGCUGCGGAGGAUGCAGCUGGAAGACUCAGCCGGGCCCCCGGGGGCCGCCCGCGGGCGGAAGCCGGCUCCAGCCAACCGGACACGGCAGCAGUUACUGCGGGAGAGAGCCCUUCAGCUCGCCGCUCAGAAAGCCGGAGGAGCCGGUGGGCUUCCCCCGGAGCAGCAACUCACCAAGCCGCCGCCGAGAGAAGAGCCAGCUGCCGUGGCUCCAACUGGGGCUCCGGCUCCAAGAGGAGCUCCGGCUCCAAGAGGAGCUCCGGUUCCGGCUCCAGCAGGAGCUCCGGCUGUCAGACUACAAGCGCAGCCGAAGCCCGGCGAGGUGAAGCAGGGUGAAAACCAUCUGCCGGCCCCAGAUGAUCAAACCCCGGUUGUGAAAGAGCUGGAGAAACAAGAGGUGGAAAUACGGGAGAAGACGCGUCUGGAGCAUCUGCAGCAAGAACAAAAAGUCAUGGAAGAGGGGAACAAACGCAAGAAAGCUCUGCUGUCAAAAACCAUAGCUGAGAAGUCCAAACAGACGCAGGCGGAGGCUGUGAAGCUGAAGAGGAUCCAGAAGGAGCUGCAGGCCCUCGAUGACAUGGUGUCCAAUGAUAUCGGCAUCCUGAGAGAGAAGAUAGAACAAGCCAGCUGGGGCUACAGCGCCGCCAGGAAACGUUACGAGAAGGCGGAGGCCGAGUACGUGACGGCCAAACUGGACCUGCACAAGAAGACGGAGGUGAAGGAGCAGAUGACGGAGCACCUCUGUGCCAUCAUCCAGCAGAACGAGCUGCGUAAAGCCCACAAGCUGGAGGAGCUGAUGCAGCAGCUGCAUCUUCAGGCUACCGAGGAGGUGCUGGAGAAGCUGAAAGAGGAGGACGAGGAGGAGAAGGAGAAGAAGAAGAGAAGCUGUGCGGAGAUGCAGAGAAACGGGAAGGAGGGAAACGGUUUAGUGGCGAACCAGGAGGGAGCAGUGCAAUCAGCCGAAGUCUGUAAACCGACAGAGGACGAGAGUGUGAGGGAGGAGAGCGGAGGUGACGUCCAGGGAGACUUCAAAACAAUGAGUGAACCACCAAAGACUGAACAGGACUGUGACACAUUAGAGAACGGCGUCCGGAGCGAGACGGUGGCGUCCUGAUGAUCACAGAGCACAGUUUGUCACCUCCUCUGUAAAACAUCUGGACACGAUCACACAUUCUCCACCGUGGGAUCAAAAUGAAACUGAGUUUGUCAGUGAGAGUCACAGCUUGAUGCAGGUCUGCUGAACAGUUUGUCUCAGUCUGGCAUCAAACCUCAAGUCAUUGGUCCCGACUGAAGUGACUUCAUCCAAAUCUGUUCUCUACAAACGGAGGUUCCACGUCCAGCGUAUCAGCUGCCGUCAGGGUCUGGCAGCGAGGCGCUCUGCUCCAGGUUCAGCUUCAUCUGUCACAGUUUGCACAAUUAAACCAAGAUGAGCAGUUCUGUCUUAAUCUGAACCCAGAACAGACGGGAAAACGUCAAGUAAACUUCAGCUGCUGCAAAAACCGUCUGUAGGAAAACAAAUGAAAUGUGAUUUCAGUAGGAAUUUUCCACAUAAGUGUCGUAUGACAACAUUUAAAUAUAAAAAACCUCUUCAGUCAACAGAAAUGUCACUUCAGUUGGUUCUGGAUCAGAACCAACAGUUUUUACAGUUUUCACUGAGCGUAGUUACCGGAUCUGCACCACGGUCGCCACACGGGUGAUAUCAUGGGACCUCGGUAUCAAGUUAAUAAUGUUUAAGGUUUAAAGGUUUGACCACUGAGACACUUUAUGAUGAGAGAAGUUGUGCUUCACACAGGAGGAAGGUUGAAUCUCCUGCACCUGAUGAAGGAGCCAUCGUCUCCUCGACUCAGAACGUACGAGUUCGUCCGAGAGGCACAAAACUCUCUUUGAUUCUGGGCUGAAAAAAAAAAAGAAUCCAUGUAACUUUAUUUUUUUAAAUUGCAUUUACACAUGAUUGUUUGGAGACGGGGUCUGAUGUCUGUUUUCAGAAUUUUAAUCAAUUGAUUGAAUUUAUUUGAUGAUUCAAAGAGACACAUUUAACUUUACAUAAAAACACAAAGCCGGCGAUGAUACUCGACAACAACUCACAAGAUGAAUAUAGAAAACUAGACAGAAAAGAAUGAGAACACGUCAACGCAAAUAUCAACUGUACAAAUCUUAGAUCACUCCAGGCUGCGUGUAUUUAUUUGAUAUCUGAGGACUUUGAUUUCUGUUGUCCAAAAGGUUUUUUGUUGAAAGUGAAUCUAUGAAACUCUUGGUGUCUGUAUGAGCAGCAGAACAGACUCGGUCACGUUCAGCUGCUGAACAUGUGGUUUCACAUCAGACGUGAACUAAUCUCUGCAGAUGACGACAGUUUCUGAUUGUGUCUCUAUGGCGAGGAGGAAACACGGGUCCCGCUCGCUUCCUGUAGGUGAGCGUGAAUCCGUGUUCCGAGUGUCGUGGCAGCUGACCCUGGGUCUGUUCCUCAGAGCUCUCUGUCGUCCUGUCGCUGCAGCAGCGGAGCCUCUGAGCGGUAAGAUGAUAUCUGUUCACAUUGUGCCGACGCUCUCGGCUGCACACGGACUGUUUCUGUCGCUGCACACGGAACAAAACACAAAGAUCUCCAGUUUGUGGUUCUGACCAAACUUUCAUUAGUUUGAAUGUUCAUAGUAAACGGUGCAAAGAAAAGUUAUUUAAAGCUGAAAUAUUUAAAAGGUGAGAGGGUUUAUUAUACACACUACUGUUUGAUAUUUUACUAAAAUAAACUAAAAGAACAUUA